AUGAACUCGGCGAGAGCAGAUCACCCCGCGCCGCAAUCUUCUGCACGAUGCUCAGAUGCUGCUUCCUCGCACGAUUCCUGGAGUGCCAAUGCCGACAUCCCUUUUUGGGCGAGGAAGAUCUGGGACCGGGACAACGACGCGGCUCGUUCCAACAGUUGGCAAGGAGAUGAUCAGAGCAAAGACUUUGAUCGAGGAAAGGGCAAGGACCGAGGCAGAGAGAAGGGCAAGGAGAAAGGAAGAGAAAAGGGCAAGGAGAAAGGUAAGGGCAAGGGAAAGGGUAAAGACAAGGGCAAAGACGGGACGCCGGAAAGGUGUCAAAGUGACUCUCCUUUGCGGACGUGUCCCACAAGUCCGAGCCCGCGUAGGUCACGAAUCGAGGAACGGCUUGGAGGGAAGCUGCCCACGCCACGUCGAAGUCGUUCCAGAGGAGCUCGGGACAGGAGCCGACGCAGAAUACCUGGCAGAAUGUUUGAGACAGGUGCCGGGCGGCGAAGGGCAUCGCGCAGCCGAAGGCGCCGUGCCGGAGGCCGGCGAAGACGGUCUGUGAUAAGGGAUAGACGUCCACGCUCAGCCGGUCGAACAGCCCGGGAAGAUGCUCGGCGGGCCAGAACUACCGAGACUCGACGGAGCCGCAGCGCGAAGCGAGGCCCAACAGGCCCAAGAUCUCCUUUCGGUGUAUUGAGGUCUGUGUCGUCGCCGAAGAUGUCACCGAAGGUUGCGAAGGAGGCUCUUAAACUUUCGGAGCCUCGGCCACCGGAGCCAACUGCUCAGAGCAAGGCGAAGGCCAAGGCACGCAGCGGCAGCGCCUCCAGCUAUUCUUCCUCUGCCAGUAUGGAGACCAGGCCCAAAGCAUUUGCCAAGCCAAAGGCAGACAAAGACGAGCCAGAGGAGGAGGAGGAGAUGGAGGAGAAGGAGGAGAAGGAGGAGAGCGAGCGCGAGGAGGCGGAGGCCGAGGCAUCGCCAAUGUCUGAGGCGACGAAGCUCCCGGAGCCCGAAGCAAAGUCCAAACACAAGGGCUGCAGCAGCAGCGGGAGUGACUCCUCGGAUGGCAGCGCGAGGCCGCAGUCGACCAAGCGCCAGGCCAGCCAGGAGGCAAAGAAGGACAAGAGCGAGCACGAGAAAAGUGAGGAAGAGCAGCAGCAGGAUGCUGUGGAAGACGGGGUCAAGGCCGAGGUGGAGGCCGGCGAGGUCUUUGCCGAGGUUCACAUCAUGGCAGAUGAUGGUUUCGAUCUUUCUCCAGGCUUUCUCGCCGCCGCCAGAGAGCAGCUGGCAAAGCUCAAAGUGAAAAACACAUUCUUUGAUGUGGUGGAUUCCGAAGACGAGGAGGGGGCUCUUCGCUUCGGCAGUGUGUACAGCUGCCCGGCGAAGGGCUCUGAGGAGGCGUUCGACGCCAUCGACGCAUCCGAUCUCCCGGCAGGAUCGUCCUUGCCAAUGGUGCCAGCUCCCCCGCACGUCCCACCACCACUUCCGAGGCUUCAGCCUGGGCCAGAGCGACCCUGCCUGCUGACCAGCAGCCCUGUGACAAGCCCGAAGCAUGGAAGUGGCAGAGAGGAUGAGCCGACCCACACGAGUCCCUUCAAAGUUGGGGCAAUAUCUUGUGCAGAUGCUUCAGAUUCCGACGCUAGCAGGAUCAGCCAUUCCCGCCCACAGCGUGCCACGGACGUAGCGGACGGGUUUGAAGAGGAACCUGCCUCGUCCUCCUCGCAGACCCGUCUGCGGCCCAAAAAGGGCUUCCCGGCCUCCGAGACUUUCCCAGCCAUCGAGCCAUUGGAAACCCGGCGCCCCCAGCAAUCGUUGGGAUCGCAAGUCCAUGGCACUGGCAACUGCAAACCUUGUGCCUGGUUUUGGCGGCCACAGGGCUGUGCCAAUGGCGCGGAAUGUGGCCAUUGUCACCUUUGCUCUGCUGCAGAGUUGAAGGCCAGGAAGAAGGCUAAGAAGUCGGCAUCCCAGCGCCUCAGGGCCGCGGCUGCUGCGGCACAGGCAUCUCCGCAGGAGAAGCAAUCGCCGACAGUGCCUGUUGUCGCAGUGGCGCCUGGGCCGAUCAUCGUGCCAGCUAUACUACUGCAGUGA
Messenger RNA from Symbiodinium sp. CCMP2592, 2070 nucleotides. Lineage: Eukaryota; Dinophyceae; Suessiales; Symbiodiniaceae. The record is from the annotation of a GenBank genome assembly.